UUUCUAGUGUCUUACAGCCGCUAGCCGGCACAGAGCGCGACUUUCACGCGGCUUGUACGCCACACCAGGACGUCGCAGGGACGCGUGCUUCAAGGCACGGCCAGACAUUAAAGACAGCUUGAGUUGCCGCAGCUCUCCGGGGCGUGAAACUCGGCCUGAUGCGCGAGCAAGGCACAGAGCAUUAGCAAGAUGCGUGGCCUCUUAGUCCUGCAGAUGAUGCGUGCGAGCGCCAUAAUAGCGCGCCGCGGCCGCUCCUCCCUGGUCUCGGCGCCCUGGCUCAAGAUCAAUCUAAACGACCCGAAGAUUAGAGUAUUAGACGUGACUCAAGCUCUCGACCGGACGACAAACACAGUCUCGCCGAGCGUCGACACGUACAUGACCUCGCACAUCCCCGGCGCUCGAUUCGUGGACGUUGGCGGCCGGCUCUCUACGCCAAAUCCGAAGCUGCACAACUUAGCACCGUCUCCCGAGCAGUUCGCCGCCGAGCUGUCGCGCCAGGGCGUCGACGACGACUCUCACGUAGUCUUAUAUAGCUCGUCGAAGGUCAUGUGGGCGACGCGCGUCUGGUACCUCAUGAACGCCUUCGGCUUCGAGGGCCAGGUCUCGGUGCUCGACGGCGGCCUCAAGGCCUGGACGCGCGCCGGCGGCGGCACGGUCAGCGGCGUCGAGCCAAAGCCGACGCCGACGACGCUGCCGAUCCGCCAAGCGCGGCGGACGGCAUUUGCUGGUAAGGACGACGUCCUCCGCGCCAUCGACGAAGAAAAAACACUGGUGGACACCCUCAAGCCCACGAGCUUCGACGGCUCGAAGCCGUCGCGCUACGGCCGCCGCGGCCACAUCCGCACGGCGGUCAACGUUCCAUACACGUCGCUCCUCGACGAGGCAGGCUGUUUCCUCCCCGAGCCCGAACUACGCCGCGCCUUCGCCGGCGUCGCCGAGGACGGGCUCGUGGCCUACUGAGGCAGCGGGAUCAGCGCGACGGUCUUCUUGUUUGCCGCCGUAUUGCUCGGCCGCGACCCGUCGACGCUAUCCCUAUACGACGCGAGCCUCAGCGAGUGGGCCGCCGCCGACGACCUGCCCAUGGCGCCAUGAUGACGGCCGACGCCCUUCCCUUGCCGGGGAGACGCCGGCCCGACGCCGCCAUGCCCUAAGGUCACUGUUGUUAGA
Messenger RNA from Pelagomonas calceolata, 1167 nucleotides. NCBI's taxonomy places the organism in Eukaryota, Pelagophyceae, Pelagomonadales, Pelagomonadaceae. The record is from the annotation of a GenBank genome assembly.